Nymphaea colorata (pocket water lily) is the source of this 384-nucleotide messenger RNA. RefSeq names its product cysteine-rich repeat secretory protein 38-like. The record is from RefSeq and is a predicted model, not a curated record. NCBI's taxonomy places the organism in Eukaryota, Viridiplantae, Streptophyta, Magnoliopsida, Nymphaeales, Nymphaeaceae. The transcript has a single exon. Bases 1 to 384 code for a protein of 127 amino acids.
AUGGGGCUAAUGUUGUUGAAGAUUGGUAUCCCCCGCCUCCUCCUCCUCCUCCUCCUCUCCAUCCAUGUCGACCAUGCAAUGAGCAGCAAUGAAUUUCUCAGGCGCCGCUGCUCCGUCGCUGCCAAUUACUCGGACGGAGACAAAUUUGAAGUCAACAUGGGCAACGUCUUCUCCACCUUGAAGAACGAAACCCCUUCCGUUGGUUUUCUCAAUACCACCAAGGGCCAAGGACCGGAAGAAGUUUACGGCCUGGUUCAGUGCCGGGGUGACGUCAGCAAGGAGGAGUGCGUCACCUGCAUCUCUAGGUCCACCAUAGAAAUCGUCCAAUACUGCCCCAACACGAAGGAUGCCGUCAUAUGGUUUGAAAAGUGCCAGUUGGGCUAA